ACCCUUUUCUUUCAUUUUCUUCUCCCCUAAAACCCAUUUGAAUGCACAACUCAAGCUUCAAAGUUCAGAACUUCAUCAAUUUUCUUCAAAAUCUUAUUUAGGACUGCCAAUUCAUCAGUUAACUAGAAAAAUCUCAUCUCCUGGAUUUGAUAUCAAGAUUUGGCUUUGCAGAUAGAAAGAUUGGCCAUAUUGGAAUUACAAAAAUGAUAAAGUAUUUCAUGCCAAUAAACCCGAGUCCUUCAUCAACUUCCAAACCAUCAACAAUGAAUAAUGAAACUCCUAUUGACCAAGCUAGUGGAAAAAGACCUCGUGUAGAGGUAGAAGUUUCCGAUAAUGAUAUAGUUAGUGAUCCGGGCUUGAGAAAUCCAAUUGAUAGCUUUCCCUUAGAGAUGAGGGAUACAUUGAGAAGGAGAUACUUAGCUAAAGGGCCUUGUCAACCAGUUGGGCAUCAAUUUCCUCAAACUAAUAAAAGGAGGUUUCUCCCUAAUUGGUUUAAAAGAUUUGCUUGGCUAGAGUAUAGCGUUUCCAAAGAUAAAGCAUUUUGUUUAUAUUGUUACUUGUUUCCCAAUAAAGGCAAUAAUAGCAAUAAAGGUGGUGGCAAUACUUUUACGGAAGUUGGGUAUAGUAAUUGGAAAAAUGGCAUGCAAAAUUUUAUUGCUCAUGAAGGAGGUCCAGAAAGCCCACAUACAUUUGCAAGAAUUAAGGUUGAGCAAUACCAAAACCAAAGGGAGAAUAUUGAUUUUGUUUUUUCUUCAAAGAAUGUUGCUAAUGAUGAUGAGUAUCGUGUUCGGUUGACAACAGUUGUAAGAGUAGCUCAAUAUCUUUUGGGUGAAGGAUUGGCUUUUAGAGGACACGAUGAGUCACCAAAAUCAAUGCACCGAGGCCAUUUUCUUGAACUUUUAAAUUGGUUUUGUAAGUAUAAUGAAGAAGCAAACAAAGCGAUGUUAUCAAAUGCUCCUAAAAACAAUCAAUUGACUUCAUCUACCAUUCAAAGGCAUAUAAUUGAAGCUUGUGGAAAGGAAACUAGAAAAGUCAUUUUGAAUGAGAUCGGAGACAAGUUCUUUUCUCUUUUGCUUGAUGAGGCCCGAGAUAGUUCUAUGAAAGAGCAAAUGGCUGUGGUUUUGAGAUUUGUGAAUGAUGUAGGAGAAAUUGUUGAACGCUUUGUUGGAGUGGUUCAUGUAAUCGAGACUUCUGCACAAUGUUUAAAGAAUGCUGUUGAUGAAUUCUUUGCGAUAAAUGGGUUGUCACUGUCAAGACUUAGAGGUCAAGGUUAUGAUGGAGCUUCUAAUAUGCGUGGCGAGCUCAAUGGAUUGAAAGCACUCAUUCUAAAUGAAAACAAGCAUGCGCAUUAUAUUCAUUGUUUUGCUCACCAACUCCAGUUAGUUGUUGUGUCUGCUGCAGAGGAAAAUCAUGAUGUGAGUCAAUUCUUUGAUUAUGUUUCUAUGAUUGUGAAUAUGGUUGGAAGUUCAUGUAAAAGACAUGAUGCUCUUCGGCAAGCACACCAUGAUAAAGUUGUGCAAAAACUACAAAGUGGUGAGAUUUCAAAAGGGCAGGGUCAAAAUAAAGAAAUAAGCUUAGCUCGACCAGGUGCUACUCGUUGGGGUUCUCACUAUAAAACAUUACUCCGGCUAUUUGAUAUGUGGGAUUCAUUGAAAGAGAUGCUUUUUGCAAUACAACAAGAUGGUGAGAUAAGGAAAAAUCGAGGCACUGCUAGGGGUUUGUUGGAUAAAAUGGGUUCUUUUGAGUUUGUAUUUCUGGGAAAGUUAAUGUUGUAUAUUUUAGGAGUGACAGAUCCUUUAUCAAAGAUUCUACAAGCCAAAGAUCAAAACAUAGCCACUGCUGUUCGUAUGGUUGAAGCAUUGAAAUGCAAGUUACAUGCAUAUAGAGAAAAUGGUUGGGAAAAUUUGUUGAAGGAAACCACUGAAUUCUGUCUAAAGCAUAAAAUUGAAGUACCAAGCAUGGACGAAAUUAUCGAAAGCCGUCGCAUUACACUUGUUGAUGGAGAACCAAUGACUUAUAUUCAUCAUUUCCGCGUGGAAAUCUUUGCAAUGGUAAUUGAUGAGGUUGCUGAAGAAUUGAACAAUCAUUUCAAUGAGGAAAACACUAAUUUGCUUAAGGGUGUAUUGAGUCUUGAUCCUUCCAACAACUUUGCUCAUUUUGAUCAUCAUGAAAUACUGCAACUUGCUAGAUUAUACUUUGAAGAUUUCUCUACUGCUGAGCUAGCUGAGCUUCACUACCAACUUGAACUCUACAUUGAUGUUGUAAGAGGGGAUCCAUAUUUCUAUAAUCUUGUUGAUGUUGGAGCUCUUGCAAUAAAGAUGGUGAAGCAUAAAUAUCAUAUUUGUUUUCCUUUGGUGUAUCGACUCAUUGAGCUAGCAUUGGUGUUACUAGUUGCCACAGCUACUUUUGAGAGAUGUUUUUAAGCAAUGAAUGUUGUGAAGACCGAUUUGCGCGACCGACUUGCAGAUGAACUACUGUCAGAUUGUUUGGUGUGUUACAUUGAGAAAAAAAUAUUCAUUAGCAUUGAUGAAGAAACAAUUAUGCAACGGUUUCAAAAGUUGGCAUCUCGCAAAAACUAUUUGAAACCUCUCAAAGGUUCCGGUGCUUGGAGUACUCCAUUGGUUAGGAAAAAUUAGUUGUUAUUCAUGUACUUGUGUAUAAUAAUGAAGUUUUUUUGAAUUAAUUUGACUUUCUUGU
Molecule: messenger RNA, 2697 nt
Organism: Dioscorea cayenensis subsp. rotundata (Guinea yam)
Lineage: Eukaryota; Viridiplantae; Streptophyta; Magnoliopsida; Dioscoreales; Dioscoreaceae
Product: zinc finger MYM-type protein 1-like
Exons: 4
Coding region: 204-2423 (739 amino acids)
Source: RefSeq, a predicted model, not a curated record